Molecule: messenger RNA, 775 nt
Organism: Eriocheir sinensis (Chinese mitten crab)
Lineage: Eukaryota; Metazoa; Arthropoda; Malacostraca; Decapoda; Varunidae
Product: pro-resilin-like
Exons: 5
Coding region: 158-622 (154 amino acids)
Cellular component (GO): extracellular matrix
Source: RefSeq, a predicted model, not a curated record
AGAACCGAAGGGGAAGAAGGAAGAAAGAGGAGGAGGCGGAGGAGCAGCAGGGCAGUAUAAAUAGGGCCGCCGAAGAAGGGUUGAGGCAGUACGACUCUUGCUCCCACCAAGGCAGGACUUCACUCGACCCUCUCCUCCUCCAUUCUAGGCCUUUAAAAUGAAGAUGUACAUGGCAGCCGUGGCGGUGGCGGUGAUGGCAGCCUCCCUCGUACAGGCGCACCCCCAGAGCUACGACUACCAGCCCCCUCAGCCCCCCCAGCCCCCUCCCCAGCAAAGUUACAUCGCCCCCCAGGCCAGCGACCGCGUCAACGAGGUGCAGAAUAACUACAACUACGAGCCCCCCCAGCCACCCCAGCCCCCUCCCCGCCAGGGCUACCUCGCUCCCCAGCCCAGCGACCGCAUCAACGAGGUGGUGGAGCAGCAGGAGGGCAUGCCUUACGACUUCGAGUGGGGCGUGCAGGACCAGGACAGCGGCAACGCCUUCAGCCACGUGGAGAACAGCGACGGACAGACGACCCAGGGGGAGUACCGCGUCCUUCUCCCCGACGGACGCACCCAGGUGGUGAAGUUCUUCGACAACGGUGACGGCUACAACGCAGAGGUCACCUACGAAAGGAAGUAACCAGUCUUACGUCACACCCACCAUCGCUCCCUCACGCAUUAACCCCUCACGAACGUUUUGUGAUGUUGUCCACGCUUAUGACCAUGUAUAUUUAUGAUCAGCUGUGCAUUAGUUUAAAAAGGAGUAUUUAAAUAAAGGAAUGAGAUGAUUUUA